AUGAGCACUAGACGGGCGAAAGUGAAAGGGGCUGAAAUCGAGGCGUUUGUUGUCACUCACGAUGCUGUGCCGCGCAUUUCCAGCGGCAAGACUGGAACGAGUCCGAAAAAGGAUCAAGGAGGACAGGAGCGGGAGAGAACGAGCUCUUUGGCGAGCGCUAUUUCCAAGAGCAGAGCAGCCUCGCAGCUGCAGGACGUCAAGAUUGACGAAGAAUACGCGGGAAUGAACGAUUACGAGAACUCGGACGGGAGCGAGCGAGAGGAAGAGGAUUUCGCGCACAAUGACGCGAUCGCCUUUCACGACAGAUUCUUCGAAGCGUCGAAGAGAUCGAAAACGUCGAAUGCGACGCUCAAAAUCGACAAAAACGAGGUGCAAAAGCGAAUGGAGAUUUUGGGCGAUUCGGCGAAGCCACUUCCGUGUGGCGAUUUUGCUGCCCAUUUUCCGAGCUGGGACGCGUACUUGGCCCAUGAUUACAGUCUCUUACUCUACGGACUGGGCUCGAAGCUGCCGGUAAUGAAAGCGUACUACAAUCAUCUGCGCGCACAGGACUUUGACUGCCUCUUCUUCAACGCAUGGAGAGAAGACGCGUCCGACAAGGUGCUUUUCGACACGAUUUUGACCGACGCGUUGGACGAGAAACCAUCUUCUUCGGUUGAAAACGCGAUCGAACGACUCGUCGAGCACUACAAAACCGACGAGGCCUAUCAUCUCGUCAUUUUCAUCAACAACAUCGAAUCGAACUGCAUCGCCAGGUCGUUGGAUCUUCUUGUCGAGCUCGUCAUGCUCAAGAAGAUCAGCCUCGUCGCCACGAUGGACAAGAUAUACGGAGCAUUUGCAUUUGACCAAUGCCAAAGAUCGCAGCUCAACUUUGUUUCAAUCGAGACUGCCACAUUUAUGCCCUACGUUUUCGAGACAAAGUCGGGCCACAGUAUUUGGGCGAAAAGCGCCGGGAAAAUUGGUGUUGCUUCACUGCAGCAUGUUUACGACUCGCUGACGCAGAAUGGCCAGGGAGUGCUCAAGAUUAUCAUCAAAGACCAAAUCGCGAAGAUGAAGGAAAAGAAAGACGGCCCUUCUUUCAAAGAAUUGUACAAGCUCUGCCGAAAGGGCUUCUUGGUCAACUCGGAAGCGGCUCUGAAGGCGCAGCUGGUCGAGCUCAAGGAUCACCAGCUGAUUGGCGAGGGCACUCAAGAAAUCAGAAUCCAGCUUCAAACAAGCCAGCUCGAGGAAUUCCUCCGGACGAAUGUCAAAUGA
This is a messenger RNA of Oikopleura dioica, 1251 nucleotides long. Lineage: Eukaryota; Metazoa; Chordata; Appendicularia; Copelata; Oikopleuridae. The record is from the annotation of a GenBank genome assembly.